AAACCCAUACUCUCCCCUUCACAAACCUCUCCUUUCCUCCUUUCAUCUUUCUCUAAUCCUAAUCACCUCUCUCUCCGCACAUAUCAAAACAACACUUCCUUCCUUCCUCUGCUUAUUCAUUUCCGGAACCCCGGUCAUUCGAUCGUUGUAACCCCAUUGAGUGAGGACGAGUAGAAGUAUCGAUAAUCUCGUAUUGAUUUCGGUAUUGAUUUCUGGACAAGUCCACCGAAAAUGGAGAUUCCUGUGUUAAACAGGAUAAGCGAUUUUGAGUCGGGUAUAAACUCGUUGCAGAGCCAAUCCCUCCUCUCUCUUUCGGGCGUCGAAGGGAUCUCGAAAGCUUACAGCUUCUGGAAAUGGGGCGCUUUGAUCCUGGCAAUCCUCGCCUCCUUCAGCGCCAUAAUUAAGAGAAUCAAAGUCCUCAUCGUCAAGUUCAAAAACGACACCGCUUCGCUCCAGGAACCCCUCCUCAGAGUUCUCGACGACGACGACUCAUCGGGCGACACGUGCUCACAGUCCUCGUCUUCCUCGGACUAUUACGAGGAGGACGACGAGGACGAGAACGACGACCGCGAGCUGAUUCGGGGAUCGCCAGCUGAGGACGGGCGGCCGCGGACCGACGAGAUAUUCCAAGUGAAGGGCUGCGCGGGUUUUAAUUUCCUUGAGAGUCCAUGGCUGAGCCGGAGCUCCUCCGGCCUGCGGCGGCGGCGCAGCAUCGGGGACCACUUCUCGGAGUUCGCGAGCGGGAAGAGCGUCGUCAAGCUGUGGGACAACCUCGGGCUGGGGUUCGGCUUCGAGCUCGAUGGAGACGAUUCAUCAAUCUCAUGGAACGCUGACCAAUCCUCGCCGCCCUCAUCUUCCGCGUCGCCGCGGGCUUUGAUCGUGAGCAAGCCUUCCGCCGCUGGGCUGGGUUUCUGGGACUCGCGCGCCGGUGGCAUGAGGCCCGCCAUACUCGCGGAGUGGGGCCCGCACGUCGGGAACGCCGACACCGUGGGCCGCGGGGGAGUUCGGAAGCUGUACCUGAGCGGCGGCGGCAAGCUGGCGGCUGUUGGGGAUUUGAGGAAGGUCAACACGCUGUUGGACAACGUAACGGAGGCUGACGUGGAGACGUGGUGGGACGCGGACGCCGUUGUGGUUAACGACGAGCUCGUUGGCGGUGGGUCGGUUCGGAACGGCCCCGGCUCGGCCGUGACUCGGUGCUGCGACGCAGUCCGGUCCUACCUGUUUUUCUGAGGGGGAAGAAGAAAUUGAAAAGUCCCCCUACCCUAUUUUUCUUCUCGCUCUUUGUUUUUACUUUGAAUUAAUUAAUCAAUCAAAAUGAAUGGUAGAUAGUCAAAUCUCAUCUUAGGAAAUGCGGUCGAGAUGACACAUUGUACAUAUUUGAUUUCCUUGAUAUUCAACCCUCUUGGCAUCAUGCUUUAGUUUUA
This is a messenger RNA of Punica granatum (pomegranate), 1424 nucleotides long. NCBI's taxonomy places the organism in Eukaryota, Viridiplantae, Streptophyta, Magnoliopsida, Myrtales, Lythraceae. The record is from RefSeq and is a predicted model, not a curated record.